UGAGACUUGUUGGGAGAGCCUCACCGCCGCUAUGUCCCAUUCGGUGGUCCUGCGUGGCCCUUCGCCGUGGGGGUUUCGUUUGGUGGGCGGUAAAGAUUUCAGCGCCCCGCUGACCAUCUCCAGGAUUAACCCUGGUAGUAAAGCAGCCAUGGCAGACUUGUGUCCAGGAGACAUUAUUCUGGCAAUUAAUGGGGAGAACACGGACAACAUGACGCAUCUAGAAGCACAAAACAAGAUCAAAGCAUGUGUGGACCAGCUGCUGCUCUCUCUGAACAGAGCUGAAGGGAAGACCUGGUCACCUCCUGUCCUCGAAGAUGGCAAGGCUCAAGCGUACCUGAUCAACAUUGAGGCAGACCCACAGGACAGUGGCCCUGGCAAGAGCAGGAGGUUGAUGCCCCAUGGAUCUGGGGGCAGCCUCAUGGACAGCAAGCAGAUGCUGAACAUGGAGCAUCACCCACCAACCCGGCUCUACACAAACAACAGCUCUGAGUUGGCACUUCCAGGCCAGCUGAGUAGACUCCACAUCACUCCUGCCCACAGCAUUGAACCCAUGAAGUCUCUCCCACGGAACAGAAAUGGGUUUGAUGUGGAGUCAGAUGUCUACAAGAUGCUUCAGGAUUAUGAAAAGCCCAUUUCAGAGCCAAAGCAGUCUGGAUCCUUCCGGUACUUACAGGGCAUGUUGGAGGCCAGUGAGAAUGGUGAAAAACUCAGCAAACUGAGUAACCCCCAAAACAUCAAGUCCCCAGUGCCAAAGCUUGCUGGUCCCAUAUCUGGGCUGCAGAUGCUUCCUGAGUGCACCCGCUGCAGGAAUGGGAUUGUGGGCACCAUCGUCAAGGCACGGGACAAACUCUACCACCCCGAGUGCUUCAUGUGCGACGACUGCGGCCUCAACCUGAAGCAGAGAGGGUAUUUCUUCAUUGAGGAGCAGCUGUACUGCGAGACACAUGCCAAAGAGAGGGUUAAGCCCCCCGAAGGAUAUGAUGUGGUAGCUGUUUAUCCAAAUGCUAAAGUUGAACUCGUCUAAGCCUGGGCUGCUCUGGAGAGGUCGGGUGGCCACUCACCCACAUCCUCCUGCUGGCUGCGAGCAGUGGGGCUGUAAUCAACUCUCUUUACCAAAGCCCAAAUUAAAAUGCUUUUUCCUAGAUAAAACUGUUUACACUGUGAUCUCCGGGGAAUGGUGUUGAAAGCAUUCAAACAGGUUUU
Cinclus cinclus is the source of this 1203-nucleotide messenger RNA. It is a transcript of the gene PDLIM4, whose product is annotated as PDZ and LIM domain 4. The record is from RefSeq and is a predicted model, not a curated record. Gene Ontology annotation, molecular function: actin binding; muscle alpha-actinin binding. The coding region runs from base 32 to 1024 and encodes 330 amino acids. Gene Ontology annotation, biological process: muscle structure development; heart development; actin cytoskeleton organization. The transcript is spliced from 7 exons. Gene Ontology annotation, cellular component: stress fiber; adherens junction; Z disc. NCBI's taxonomy places the organism in Eukaryota, Metazoa, Chordata, Aves, Passeriformes, Cinclidae.